Messenger RNA from Babesia microti strain RI, 2865 nucleotides. Its product is annotated as 26S proteasome regulatory subunit N2. The record is from RefSeq and is a predicted model, not a curated record. Bases 1 to 2865 code for a protein of 954 amino acids. Gene Ontology annotation, molecular function: enzyme regulator activity. Lineage: Eukaryota; Apicomplexa; Aconoidasida; Piroplasmida; Babesiidae. Gene Ontology annotation, cellular component: proteasome complex; proteasome regulatory particle, base subcomplex; proteasome storage granule. Gene Ontology annotation, biological process: proteasome-mediated ubiquitin-dependent protein catabolic process; regulation of protein catabolic process. The transcript has 11 exons.
AUGCUAGGGGUAGCCGAAAUGCUCAAAGAGCCCCAAGUGGAGCUCGUAAUCGAGGGCUUAGAGCGCCUUAAUCGUUCCAUAUCAACUUCUUGGCCCUUAGCCUCGCAGUACCUGCAAGACAUUUGUCGGCUGGAGAAGGAUUCCAAUUUUCCCGCGCGCCAGAUGGCAUCAUUGGUUGCUAGUAAAAUAUAUCUGAUCUUGCAGGAUUAUCCAAUGGCGGUAAAGUACGCCUUGGCCGCUGGCAAUCUCUUUGAUUCCAAUGAGCGCUCGCUCUACUCCGAUACAAUAACAGGGAAGUGCAUUGAUGAAUAUACGACGGCGAGAAAGAGUAACUGUGACGCACAUGGAGGGGCAAAGAUAGAGAUUGAUCCACGGCUGGAGAAGUUUGUUGAAAACGUAAUUGACCAAUGUGUCUCUAACAAUAACUACAAUCAUGCAUUAGGCAUAGCAAUUGAGGCGCGUCGCGCGGACAAGAUUGAGGAGAUCGUCAAAAAAGACCACGCACUUGAGUAUUGUUUUGAAAGUAUUAAAAUGAUUACCAAUAAGAAGUUUUGCAUCUCAUUGUACCAAAUUUUAGCCCAUGAGUAUUCAAAAAAUUUAUCUCCCCAAAACUAUAAACAAUACAUCCUCUGCCUUUACAACUUGGGUGACUCGAAGGGAGUUGCCAGCCUGUUGGUGAAGCUGUUAUCUACCGCCUGUGACGAGUACAAUAUAUCUGAGAAUGAUCUGAUUGCUUAUCAAUUGGCUUUUGAUUUAGUGGAUAUAGGGGAUCAAAAAUUCCUAAAAUCACUGCUCCAAGAACUGGACUCUUUUGACCACCUGAAAUUCAAGUCUAUUCUCUCUGGAACGGUCACCACGCAAAUUUAUCUGCAAUUCUUACAUCGUACCAAUAACACUGACUUGCUACAGCUGGAAGAGUUGAAGCAAAAUGUUGAGUACCGUAACAGUAUACUCCACAACGCAAUGAUUACCACCCAAGCUCUAGCCCAAGCUGGUACUGCCAGUGACAUAUUCAUUAGAAAUAACAUAGAAUGGAUGGGCAAGGCGAAGAAUUGGGCGAAGUUCUCCGCCACUGCUUCAAUUGGCGUGAUACAUAAGGGCUUUACCACGGAAAACCAGAAGAUCUUGGGCGCCUAUCUUCCCAAUGGAUCAGACACUCAGCCUUACAGUGAAGGGGGGGCCCUAUUUGCAUUAGGAUUGAUACACGCGAACCACUACAAUGAGAGUGCGAAGCAGCUCCUCUUGGGGCAAUUAAACAUAACGGGUGCGGAUGAAUCUAAUCAUCACGGAGCCUGUUUGGGCCUUGGAUUAGUGUGCUUGGGUACAUGCGACAUGGAUAUUUACCAGGUUUUCAAGUCUAUUUUGUUUACUGAUGCCGCAGUUACGGGGCAAGCGGCUGCUAUAUCCAUUGGUCUACUAAUGAUAGGUUCCGGCCUUGAAGACGUCUCUGAUGAUCUAUUAGAAUAUGCCCACGACACGCAACAUGAUAAGAUAAUAGAGGGAUGCGCUAUCGCCUUGGCGUUGGUUCACUAUCGUAGGGAAGAAUUUGCAGACGCAUAUAUAACAAAGCUUUGCGAGGACAAAGAUGACAUUAUCCGCAUGGGAGGUAUGUACAUGAUAGGCCUCGCUUAUUGCAGCACCAGUAUCAGCUUCGCAGUUAAUAAAUUACUGCACCAUGCAGUAUCCGACGUAUCUGACAAUGUAAGAAGAUCAGCGGUCAUAUGCUUGGCAUUUGUCCUUAGUAAUUCGCAAAAACGACUGCCGGAAAUGGUUAGACUACUCUCUCACAGCUACAAUCCGCAUGUGAGAUAUGGCGCGGCGCUGGCGCUGGGCAUGGGAUGUCCAGCUUCGGCAAACCCAGAUGCGCUUAAGAUACUUAAUCAUUUAGCAACCGAUAAUACUGAUUUUGUGAGACAAGGCGCUUUCAUUGGGUUGGGCCUUCUAAUGCAACAAGCGCCGGGAGAAGACGCUGCUUCAACGCGUUCCAUGCUGAAAAAUAUCAUAUCUGAUAAGCAUCAAGAUGUUAUGGCUAGGUUUGGGGCACUUAUUGGGAUGGGGUUGUUGGAGGCGGGGGGACGGAAUGUGAUGGCCAGUAUGUAUACGUCCCAAAACAACUUGAGACAGGAAGCGGUGGCAGGGUUUUGCCUUUUCAGCCAAUACUGGAAUUGGUACCCUAUGAUCCACUUUAUCUCUUUGGCCUUUCAGCCUACUGCGUUUAUUGGAGUGAAUUCUAACUUCCAGAUCCCGGUGGACUACACCUUCGAAUGUAGGGCAGCUAAGGAGUCCUUUUCCUAUCCCGCCCCUUGCAUAAAAUCCACCAGUGACAACGACAAGGAAACAGUUACGGCGGUUCUAAGUGUUGCCAAGAAGAAUUGGCGUUCCAAUCUCUUCACCAGGCAUACUAUUGGAAACGACGAGAUAGCGGAUUCUAUGGAGGCCGAUAAGGAACUGGAUGCAGUAUCUGUGACUAGUGACUUAAAGUCUAUUAAGGCAGAAAUAUCAAGCAUUGCGGCCACAAUGGGCGACAUUGCGAGCGUGAGUGAUGCAUGCGAUUCCAUUGCAAGUCAGGAUAUCCGCAUCGACACCCAUCCCAUAAAAAAGUGCACAGGAGACAAGAAUUUGACAAUAUUGGAGAACCCAUGUAGGAUGCUUCCCUCUCAGUCCCAGUCUAUAACGCAUGUGCCCGAUCGAUACUAUCCUAUUUUUUCACAGCGCACCUCUGGAAUCGUUUUGCUCAUAGAUUUCAGGCCAUCAGAGCCUCCGAAUGUUGUUGAUACUAGGACUAUCAUAACAGCAGACAGCACGGAACAUGCUGUUGAACAGGAGGCGCAGCCAUUCCAGCCCUUUGAGUGGACUCCUCAGUAA